UUUUUUUUUAGGUUAGAGAGUUUGAGAGGGGUCUCAUCUAAGAAAUGACUAGUCGGAGACGGGCUAACCCAAACAACGAACGAGGGGAGGUAGGUAGGGAAGAAACACGUUUCGUUGCUCUGACUCUGAUUCAGUCCGCCAUUGGUGUCCAUCGAAGAAGUUCAAACUACAAUCCUCACUCUCACUCCUCUCAGCGUUUACUCUUUAAUCUUCCUACACUACGCUACUACUAGUAACAAGGUUCUCAUGACCCAACCUCCUCCUCCGUUUUCUCAUCCACCUUUCACUUCUUUACCCUCUAACCCAAACCCUAGCUCUCAAUUCCAACACCCACACCCCCAAAACCUUACUCCUCAUACUCCGGACCUCUCCGCCACUCUCUCAACUCUCAAUUCUCUUAUUCACCAAUCUGAGCAGACUCUUCUAUCCCUUUCUACUCUUCUGCCACUCCAACACCCUAGUCAGACCAACCUCAAUGGCUUUGUAUCUUGCUCAUUCAACCCCCAUCACCUCUUGCCACCCGACUCCCUCUUUGCUCAUUUUCUCAGCUGCCCCUCCUCUCCUUCCCCUAUUCAACCUGACCUUCUUCCACCUCUUAAUUACACCCAAACUCUGAAACCCACCGCUUCUUCGCAGCCUGAAAAGGGUUUUCUUCAGUCGGUUCAAGGCUCUGAUUUUGAGCUUUGCUUCUCUUUGGAUGAUUUCUUUGCGGAGUUUGGGUGCAAUGCAUUCUACCAUGAUUGCCCUGGUGUGGUUAGUUUGUCUGCUAUAAAUGGUGUCAGUAGAACAUUUACUCUUCCGUCAAUUUUGUCCGCUCAAUGUGCUAAUUUUGUGAGCAAAGGGGAUAUAGAGACGAAGAGCUUUGGGAGAGAUUGUAGAAAGAUUCUUCCUUCAGAGUUGUGGGCUACUAGAGCUGAGGUUGAAAUGUGGAAUGAGUAUCCCACUGUAUACUCAUACAGAGUUCUUUGUGCCAUUUUGGGGUUGGAUUUAACUGGAGUUAAUGGCUUGGCGAGAUGGGUCAUUGCAAGUUCGCCCAGAUAUGGAGUUGUGAUUGAUACGGCUAUGAGGGAUCACAUAUUUGUGCUCUGCAGGCUUUGUUUGAAGGCAAUUCUCAAAGAAGCUUUAACUUUGGUGGACAAUGGUGAUUCCGAGAUGAUUCCAGGGAAUACGAGCUUUAAUUGUCCAGUUCUUGUUCAAGUUUUAACGUGGCUGGCAUCUCAGCUUUCCAUUCUUUAUGGUCAAAUAAAUGGGAAGCUUUUUGCCAUAAAUAUUGUCAAGCAAUGCAUAUUAGAAGCUGCGUCAUCUGUAUUAAUUUUCUCAAUUGAGCAUAAUGUGAAAGAGUCUCCUAUUGAAGAGUUUCAUCAUAGUUUGGAUAUGAAUUCAAAUGAUAGUACUGGUAAUGUCAAAGUGGAAGAACCACUUGAAAGAGGUACUGAAGAAGAACAUAAUAGCAUAUUAGAUGAAAGUGUUACGGCAGGGGUGAUUUUUGUUUCUCAGGUAGUGGCAGCAGUUGCAGCACUGCAUGAAAGGUCCUUGUUUGAAGAUAAAGUUAAGGCACUACGGUCUUACCAACCACUUACUAACUAUCAACGGAUGGCAGAGCAUAAUUAUGUGUCACAAAGGGCUGAUGAAGAGCGAAAAAAACGUCCUAUGUACAGACCCAUAAUUGAGCAUGAUGGCCUACCUCGGGUGAAAAUAUCUAAUGAGGAUACAAACAAGAACAGGACUAGAGAGGAAUUAUUAGCCGAAGAAAGAGAUUACAAAAGGCGAAGAAUGUCAUACCGUGGCAAGAAGGUGAAGCGAUCGCACUUGGAGGUUAUGAGAGAUAUUAUAGAAGACUACAUGGAUGAAAUCAAACAAGCUGGAGGCAUUGGGUGCUUUGAGAAGGAAUCUUUAGUAAAGGAUACAAUUCCAUUUAAACCGCCUUAUGCAUCCGACUCAACCACGUAUGCUGACAUGCCUAAGAAAAGUUACCAUGACUCAUCAACCGCUGGAGAUAGUCCAAAAUAUCACCAGUAUCAGUUACACUCUGAUUAUAGGACUCAUGCUACAACUUCUAAGGGUCCUUUGGUGAAAGAAUAUCAGCAACCAAGAAGAGGCCAUCAUGAUAACCAUGAACUCUCUGAGGAGGGUGUCAAUAGGGAUAAACACGAUAGAGAGUACUAUUCCAAAAGUAGUCCAAGACAUGUCCGGUCAAGUGAGUGGCCUCGUAGACCAAGGGAACAAGAUGAAAUCGAUGUUACCAGAAUCAAGCAUCAUGACAGUAAACACUCAUCUUCUAGACUAUCUAAACAUCAUGAUAACAGAUCAUCCGGCUCCUCGAAACAUUCUGAUUACAGAUCAAAAUCUAAAGAUCGGCGGCACAGGGAAAGAUAUGAGAAUACUUUUGAGGAUAGAUACAAUCCUGCAGAGUCUCAUGACACACAUGAAGGCGGUAACUCUUCUACCAGCAACUAUUACAGAGCAGAUAACAUUCAUAAUGAUGAGAAUUGAACCAGGGACCACAAACUACAAUGGGACGGUUUCUACUUUGCCGUUCUUGUACGAAGUCUUCAUCCUCCAACAGUUUUGUUUACAUCCGUAUCCUCCUUUUGUAUCCUUGAUAGUUUUUUUUUCUUGUUUAAUUUUCUAUCAAGCAAUAUCUUUCAUUUUUUAUUCACAUAAUUAUUGGUUAUGAUCAUAUUUCACUAAACACGAAGGCUAAGUGUACAGUUUACUGCAUUUUAUUUAGACUAAAUCAGCAUCAUCAUUUAUAGUGUUAUGACUCGUAUGGUUAGCUCACUACUGUUUUCUCAGGCAAGUUAACUUUUCUAGUGUCAACCCUCAUUUGAUGGACUCAAUUUCAUGAGCGCCUACUAUAAAUUUUGAAGUAGUUACAAUAUGGGGGCAGGUUUUUCUAUCUGGUAAAAACAAUAGUUUUUGUACCGUUUAUAUCUUCAGCUGCUAGAUAAUAGAUUUACUUUUUGAGAAAUCUAAUUGAUAAAGUUGUGUAAUAUUUAAAAAUAAACGUGCUAGUUGUUAUAAGUUCAAAAUACAUCUUAGAUGCAUUGGGCUUUUGGUGUAAGAGGGGGACUAGUACUAUUAUGAUAUUAUGAUAUGAUUAGCAAUUAUUUAUAAAUUUUAUC
This is a messenger RNA of Cannabis sativa, 3125 nucleotides long. Its product is annotated as U11/U12 small nuclear ribonucleoprotein 48 kDa protein. Bases 247 to 2493 code for a protein of 748 amino acids. Lineage: Eukaryota; Viridiplantae; Streptophyta; Magnoliopsida; Rosales; Cannabaceae. The transcript is spliced from 5 exons. The record is from RefSeq and is a predicted model, not a curated record.